Molecule: messenger RNA, 2563 nt
Organism: Glycine soja
Lineage: Eukaryota; Viridiplantae; Streptophyta; Magnoliopsida; Fabales; Fabaceae
Product: golgin subfamily A member 4-like
Exons: 7
Coding region: 1-1986 (661 amino acids)
Source: RefSeq, a predicted model, not a curated record
AUGGCCGGCACCGGCGACCUUGAUGCCGAUGCGGUACUCAGCGACGUCGAGGACGACGGCGGCGAUCCGAUUCCGCUCGAGACGAAGGCUCCCUCGCCGGAAGACGUCUCCGUCGAGAAACUCCGGGAUGUUCUCGCCGAACUCGAUAGGGAGCGGCAAGCGCGCAUCGCCGCGGAGAAUACGAAGUCGGAAUUGCAGGUUUCGUUCAACAGAUUGAAGGCGCUAGCACACGAGGCAAUAAAGAAGCGCGAUGAGUUCGGUCGCCAGCGAGACGACGCCGUUCGGGAGAAGGAGGAGACGGCGAAGCAAUUAGAAGAAACCGCGAAGGAACGCGACGCGCUGCGAUCGGAGAUUGGGAAUUCGAGCCACAUGCUGGUCACGGGUAUGGAGAAAAUCUCGGCGAAGGUCAGCAGCUUCGCCGGCAACGCGCUGCCGCUGCCGCGGUCACAGAAAUACACAGGCAUGGCGGCGGUGGCGUACGGCGUAAUCAAGCGCGCGAACGAGAUCGUGGAGGAGCUUUUGAAGCAGAACGAGGCGACCGCGAAGGCGAGGAACGAGGCUCGGGAGCAGAUGGAGCAGCGGAAUUACGAGAUUGCCAUUGAGGUUUCUCAGCUUGAGGCCACGAUCAGUGGCUUGAGGGAUGAUGUUGCAAAGAACGCUUCGAUUGUUGAGGAUUUGGAGAGGGACUUAGCUGUUAGGGAUCAGAGGCUGAACGAGGUUUCGGAGAAUUUGAGUAAGGAGCAAAGCGAGGCUUUGCAGUUGAAGGAGUUCGUUGCUGAGUGUGAGGAGAAGUUGAGUAACUUGGAAUCUCGGAUGGAAUCGCAAAGGCCUUUGUUGAUUGAUCAGUUGAGUUUUGUUUCCAAAAUUCAUAACCAGAUAUGCAAUGUUGUUAAGAUACUUGAUGACGGUGGCACCUCGGAGCUGUCUGAAUCGUUGUUUGUCCCGCAAGAAACAGACGUUGAGGAGAAUAUUCGUGCCUCUUUGGCUGGGAUGGAGUCCAUAUAUGAGUUGACCAAGAUUGUUGUUCAGAAAGCUAAGGAUGUGCUUGAGGAGAAGGAUCGUGAGAUUAAGAGUUUAGAUGAGACGGUGGCUCAGUUAGUUAGGGAGAAGGAUCAAAUUGGUUCUUUGCUUAGGAGCGCUUUGUCUAAGAGGAUGGCAGUUGAUCCAUCUUCUAGAAAGAGUGAGCUGUUUCAAGCUGCAGAGAAUGGGUUGAGGGAGGCUGGGAUAGAUUUCAAAUUUAGUAAGCUUCUUGGAGAUGGGAAGGUUGCAGCUUCAAAUGACAAGUCAGAUACAACGGAAAAACAAGAGGAUGAAAUAUAUUCCUUGGCCGGUGCUUUGGAGGAUGUUGUUAGGGCAUCUCAGCUUGAGAUCAUUGAGCUUAAGCAUACUGUGGGUGAAUUAAGGGCAGAGUUGAGCUUACUUAAGCAGCAUAUAGAAGCUCAGGUCAAGGAGCUUGACCAUAGAAUGCAUCGGAUAGAGGAACUUGAAGAGAAGGAGAGAGUGGCAAACGAAAAUAUUGAGGGACUGAUGAUGGACAUUGCUGCUGCUGAAGAAGAAAUUAACAGAUGGAAAGUGGCAGCAGAGCAAGAAGCUGCCGCAGGCAGAGGCGUCGAACAGGAAUUUGUGGCACAGUUGUCAGCACUUAAGCAGGAACUUGAAGAGGCAAAGCAAUCCAUGUUAGAAUCAGAGAAGAAACUAAAAUUCAAAGAAGAAACAGCUGCUGCUGCCAUGGCAGCCAGAGAUGCUGCAGAAAAGUCUCUUAAGUUAGCAGACUUGAGGUCAUCUAGACUAAGAGACAGAGUAGAAGAGCUUACUCAUCAGCUCGAAGAGUUUGAGAACAGGGAAGAUUCAAGGAGCCGUAAUCGGCCUAGAUAUGUGUGUUGGCCAUGGCAGUGGCUCGGCAUGGAUUUUGUUGGAUUUCAGCAGCGACCCGAUACACAACAGGAGGCUUCUAACGAAAUGGAACUUUCUGAACCUCUAUUAUAAUUGGGCCUUUUCUUUUCUCUUCUUUUUUAUUUUCCUUUGUGUAUUUAUGUUGAUUUCUUCAAAUUAAUAUUACAAAGUUGUAGUUUAUACCAUCAACAUGUUCCACCAUCUCUUAAAAUGCAGCCAUGGUGUUUAUUGGUUGAGCAUUAGACUCCUGUAAAAGUGAGAAAGUCUCUGAAGUCUGAAGUAUACAAGUGAGGGUGUGUUCACACGCUUGAAUUAAAAUGAGCUGUUUCCCUGCAUUAUCAUGUUGCAGCUGCUUCUGGCUUGGGUAGCUUGCUAUUGUACUUUGGUUGUUUUGAACGAACAUGUCAAGAAAGCAAUAAACAAAUACCCUGUCAUUACAUUACACUCAAAAGUCUAGACGUGUCCACGGGAAGCUUCUGUAUGGUCAAUUCUUUCAUUGAGCAAAUUGGCUUUUGAGGGAUCUAUGGAUUCGUCAGUCUCUCCCUUGUCCCUAGCAAGUCUAUAUUUGGAACAGGUGGAACAAGUGGAUCGGUCAACCACUCAACCUGACAAAUCUCUAGUAUAUCCAAUACAAUUUUAUUAAUAAAAUUAAUUAUUUUUUUUAGCUUUA